AGCCAGUAGUUUGUCCUGUGCUGCCUCGGCUCGGACUGCUGAAGAUAUCUGCGAGGAGGAGGAGGAGCAGUCAAAGUUUGAGUUCCCCAGAGAAGGAAAAGUCUGUCUACUACACGAGAGAAAAGUUGGGAAGGAUUUUUUUUUUUAAAUUAAACUUUUGAUCAAGCGGAAUAUCGCGUCUCGUUGGCAUGGAAUGACACCUUCCCACCCAGGAGCUUGAAAAAACCAAAAACAAAAACGACGAUGGCAACCCGUUUUCUGAAGUGGCUCGGUCUCACCUCUCUGCUCUCCCUGAGCUCCUGCGUUCUGGCGGAAAGGAAAGUAUGCCAAGGCAUCACAAACCGUCUAAACCUUCUGGGAUCCAAAGAAGACCACUACCUGAACAUGGUGAAGACCUAUAGCAACUGCACUGUGGUCCUGGAGAAUCUGGAAAUCACCCACAUGGAGAGCCACCGUGAUCUGUCCUUCCUCAGGUCAAUCGAAGAAGUGGGUGGCUACGUCCUGAUCGCCAUCAACACAGCUCCCAGGAUUCCUCUGGAGAACCUGCGCAUCAUUCGAGGUCAUUCUCUCUACGAGGGAGCAUUCGCCCUCGCUGUUCUCGCCAAUUAUGACAAACCUACGGGUCAGGGCACCCGAGAGCUUCUCCUGACCAGCCUGACAGAAAUCCUUAAAGGAGGUGUGAAGUUUGCAACCAACCAGCUGUGCAACGUGGAGACAAUACAGUGGUAUGAUAUUGUCAGCACUGAUGCCAAACCCACCAUGGAGCUCCCGGUGGCCAGCAACAAUCCGCUCUGUAAAACAUGUGACUCAAGCUGCUUCAAUGGUUCCUGCUGGGCACCUGGUCCUCAAAACUGUCAGACUUUAACAAAGCUGAACUGUGCACAGCAGUGCUCUAAGAGAUGCAAGGGGCCCUCACCAAGCGACUGUUGCAAUGAGCAUUGCGCUGCAGGCUGCACAGGACCCCGGCCCACCGACUGUCUGGCCUGUCGGGACUUCCAGGAUGAUGGGGUGUGUAAGGACUCCUGCCCGGGCCUCAUGCGUUACGACCCCAACCUGCACCAGCUGGUACCCAACCCACACGGGAAGUACAACUUCGGGGCCACCUGUGUCAAGAGCUGCCCGCAUAACUAUGUCGUGACCGAUCAUGGAGCCUGUGUGCGGACGUGCAGCGGUAAUACAUAUGAGGUGGACGAGGGAGGAAUCAGGAAGUGCGCCAAGUGUGAUGGACUGUGUCCAAAAGUGUGUAAUGGACUUGGAACCGGGGACUUGACUCACACCAUGUCUAUCAAUGCCACCAACAUUGACUCCUUUAAAAACUGCACGAAAAUCAAUGGUAACAUUGCUAUCAUCCACACAUCGAUUCAUGGGGAUGCAUACACCAAAACACCAAAGAUGGACCCUGCCCAGCUUGAUGUGUUUAAGACAGUUAAAGAAAUUACUGGAUACUUGUGGAUUCAAACGUGGCCAGCGAGUCUGAACUCACUCAGUCCUUUUGAGAAUCUGGAGAUAAUUCGGGGACGAACUAAACGUGGUGUCCGCAGCGUGGCUAUAGCUCAGCUUGGCAUCAGCUACCUGGGGUUUCGCUCGCUCAAAGAGGUCAGCGAUGGAGACGUGGUCAUCAUCAAGAACCAGAACCUGUGUUACACCGACAAGAGCCACUGGACGAGGCUCUUCAAAUCAAAAAGCCAAACUGCCACUAUAGAGGAAAAUGCCAGUGCCACCACAUGUGCUCAGUGGAACAACACUUGUGACAGGAAGUGUACAGCGGAUGGCUGCUGGGGUCCGGGCCCAGAUAUGUGUUUUGCCUGCCGUGACUACAGCCGUGACGGGAGCUGUGUUGACUCCUGCAACAUCCUCGAGGGAGAGCUGCGGGAGGCAGUUGUGAAUAGAACCUGCAUGGCGUGUCACCCCGAGUGUCAACGCAUGAAUGGAACCGCAACCUGCAGCGCGCCUGGAUCUGGAAACUGUACUAAGUGUGCCAACUUCCAAGACGGACUGUUCUGUGUGUCCCGCUGUCCCCAAGGCGUGCCAGGGGAGGACGACAUGCUGGUGUGGAAAUACGCAGACGAGAUGAAAGUGUGCCAGCUGUGCCACAAAAACUGCACUCAGGGGUGCAUGGGACCUGGUCUUGAAGGCUGCCAGAAUAAACGCCCUUCUGGUCUUUCCAUGAUUGCAGCCGGUGUAGUUGGUGGGCUGCUGGCUGUUCUUAUUGCGGGCCUGUCUGUCUUUGUGUUGCUACGCCGACGCCACAUCAAGAGGAAGAGGACCAUGCGGAGACUGCUCCAAGAGAGAGAGUUGGUUGAACCUCUGACUCCAAGUGGAGAGGCACCAAACCAGGCUCUGCUGCGGAUCCUGAAAGAACCUGAAUUUAAGAAAAUCAAAGUGCUGGGAUCAGGGGCUUUUGGUACAGUUUAUAAGGGCCUGUGGGUUCCCGAGGGAGAGGAUGUGAAGAUCCCAGUGGCCAUCAAGGUUUUGAGAGAAGCCACAUCACCAAAAGCAAACAAAGAGAUCUUGGACGAGGCUUAUGUGAUGGCCAGUGUGGAGCACCCCCAUGUGUGCCGUCUGCUUGGCAUCUGCCUGACCUCUACAGUGCAGCUCGUCACCCAGCUGAUGCCCUACGGCUGCCUGCUGGACUACGUCAAAGAGAACAAGGACAAUAUUGGCUCCCAGCACCUGCUCAACUGGUGUGUGCAGAUAGCCAAGGGUAUGAACUACCUGGAGGAGCGCCACUUGGUACACCGUGACUUGGCAGCAAGAAACGUCCUGGUGAAGACUCCUCAGCACGUCAAGAUCACUGACUUCGGUCUGGCCAAGCUCCUAAACGCAGAUGAGAAAGAGUACCAUGCAGAUGGGGGAAAGGUACCGAUUAAAUGGAUGGCUCUUGAGUCUAUUCUGAACAGGACGUACACACAUCAGAGUGAUGUGUGGAGUUAUGGUGUAACAGUUUGGGAGCUGAUGACAUUUGGGACCAAACCGUAUGAUGGGAUUCCAGCCAGUGAAAUAGCCGGGGUCCUGGAGAAAGGGGAGCGACUUCCUCAGCCACCAAUCUGCACCAUAGAUGUCUACAUGAUCAUGGUGAAAUGUUGGAUGAUUGACGCAGACAGCCGACCUCGUUUCCGGGAACUAAUAGCCGAGUUUACAAAGAUGGCACGGGAUCCUUCCCGCUAUCUUGUCAUCCAGGGCGAUGACUGCAUGCACCUGCCGAGUCCCACAGACACUAAAUUCUACCGCAGCCUGAUCAGCGGGGAGGACAUGGAGGACGCUGUGGAUGCGGACGAGUACCUGGUGCCACAACAUGGCUUCUUCAGCAGUCCAAGCACUUCCCGCACCCCGCUGCUCCACUCCGCAAGCCUCAACAGCAGCAUUGGAACGUGCCACAGUAGAAAUGGCUUACUGAACGGGUUCCCAAGCAGAGAUGGAAGCUUGGCUCUCCGGUACAUUCCUGACCCCACAGAUAAAAUUUUAGACAGUGCCUUCCAGCCAGCUCCAGACUACAUGAACCAGAACGGAGUCUCCGAUAUGAUGAAUCCCAUCUAUCAGCACCCCGGUCCGCCUCGCACCCUCCUCCCCACCACCGCUUCAGACGACACAGAGACAGAGUACCUGAACUGCUUUAAGAACGGGACCAACGGAGCCGAGUACCUCAACGAGGUCCCAGCCCCCGCCAUCCUCCCGCUCACCUCCAACGGCACGGUCCACAGCAUUCAGAAAUACCAGCCCCAGAACAGCAUAGACAACCCAGAUUACCAACAGGAUUUCACUCCCACUUUCAAGACCCAUGCCAAUGGACAUAUCCCGGCAGCAGAGAACGCAGAGUACCUGGGCCCAGACUGAGGACUUAAUGGAUACAGACAAGAAAUAAGAGACAGUUUCCUGUUCCAUUACAAAAGAGCAUUGAUUUCUUGGCUGGAUUAUCAUACCUAAGUGGUACCAUCAAUUAUCAUAUAUGUUGUUUCCUGUCUUAUGAAGUCAGGUGACACUUUGUGCAUCUUUCCAUGUUGUUUGCAUGCUGUGAUACUUGUCAUGUAAAACCUGUCUCAUUCCAAAGAGCUUUUCUUCUUACAACCAAACAACAAAUGACUUUUACUUGAUGAAAGCAUUCGUAUGUGACUCAGAUGACCCGAAAGUUUCUGGAUCCAACACACUACUUCCUAAUGUUGUAAACCCCUGUUAGAAAGUGAAAAUCUCUUCUGAAAAUCUCUCCAAAUGUUCUGCACAAAAAAAUGCUGUAUGUGAUCCAAAUAAGUCGGUAGAGGAAUGCUAUUCAAAUGAUGUAAACGCCUCCAUUUUUGGGGGGAGGAGGCAGAAGCUCUAUUUCAAAGAACAGAAACUGGCAGCUCAACCCAAAACACAACUUAAGGUACAUGUGUUAUAGAGUUACAAGUCAAGAGACACGAUCAGCAAAGAGUACUGACAAGUUUGAAUUGAAAGGAUUGACAAUACACUGUGGUGCACUCAUUUGAUGCUGAUGUGAAGCUUCAGAACAUUUCCCUCAAGAAGAUGAUUAAGGGGGGUCAAAUGCUGACUUGACUGUUGGGGUCUUCGGAGGCCUGACGACACUCUUCUCAAGGGACGAGUCAAUGAGGAAACAAGAUGUUGGCAAUGUAUAGAAUGUAUAGUCAGUUUAAAGGGGAAUACUGGUGAAUUAUAUCAUUUCAAUGUGUUAACUUUAUGCUCUAAGACAGUUCUGUGCGUGUUGCUUUCUCUUUUAGAUUGAAACCAGAGAGUACAGUUUCCUGUGUCCCCUGACAUGUGAUACCACAUCAACUAUUUAGAGAAUGUGAUGGUAAAUAUGGCAAAUGUGAUUGUGGUCACACAGCUGCAAUUUGUAGCUGAAAACCUGCAGCACUCUUGACUGACACAUAUUUGUGUGGACCCAUGAAGUUAAAGCUAAACCCUGUGCUUUGUAUGAGUAUGGCAUAUUAGUCUGCUUACACAGGAAGCUCUUUUCCAGCCCUGUUACUGAUUACUUUCCACCAAUAGUAUAUUUUUAACACCCCUGAUUGUUGUAGGAGCUUAUCAGAUUUUUACUGUUCAGCACGUUGACUUGACAGCCAUAAACUUGACACAAAACACUAAAAAAACAGUAGCUCCAGUUGUGUUCUCGUAGAGAUGUUUAGUGUUUUCACUUGAAAUGCUGGUUGAACUGUCUUAGGUCAUGUAAGUAACUUGUUUGAAUUUUUAAGUAAAAGUAGUAUUUCCUUGUAAACAUGAUAUAUUUUAGAGACUAUUUGAAUGGCUCUGUGUCACAUCAGAAACUAAGAAUGUUUCUGAUGUUUAUGGUCUAAUGUAUCUAUGUUAUUACCAGGAGACUUUUCCUUGUCUUGUUUUUUUUUUUUCACACAAGGUGUUGACACCAUAUCUACGAAUCUGCUCCUAGCUUUAAAGUCUUGUAGCCUUGCAAGAGCAUUAACUUUGCAAAUAUUAUUCCUAGUUUUAAAGGAAUAUAUUAUUGUAGCAACCUGUAAGCUUACUUUUGCAGAUUUUACACAGGUACAUGUACAGAAAACAGUGAUUAUGAUGUAAUAUACCCUAAAACAGCCUAUAAUUUAUACUAUCAGUACACGAUUUUGUCACAUCAUACGUGAAUAUGCACUUGUUCCUGAAUUGUGAUUAUUUCAUUCAAAAGUGAACAUGAAUAAAUCUUUUUCUAUGGAAAUGCA
This is a messenger RNA of Lates calcarifer (barramundi perch), 5663 nucleotides long. It is a transcript of the gene egfra, whose product is annotated as epidermal growth factor receptor a (erythroblastic leukemia viral (v-erb-b) oncogene homolog, avian). Gene Ontology annotation, biological process: cell surface receptor protein tyrosine kinase signaling pathway; positive regulation of kinase activity; negative regulation of apoptotic process. The record is from RefSeq and is a predicted model, not a curated record. NCBI's taxonomy places the organism in Eukaryota, Metazoa, Chordata, Actinopteri, Centropomidae. Bases 244 to 3834 code for a protein of 1196 amino acids. The transcript has 28 exons. Gene Ontology annotation, molecular function: ATP binding; epidermal growth factor receptor activity; epidermal growth factor binding. Gene Ontology annotation, cellular component: basal plasma membrane; signaling receptor complex.